Messenger RNA from Colossoma macropomum (tambaqui), 8160 nucleotides. RefSeq names its product microtubule-associated protein 2 (gene map2). The record is from RefSeq and is a predicted model, not a curated record. Bases 366 to 6032 code for a protein of 1888 amino acids. Gene Ontology annotation, molecular function: microtubule binding. The transcript has 20 exons. Gene Ontology annotation, cellular component: neuron projection. Gene Ontology annotation, biological process: microtubule cytoskeleton organization; neuron projection development. NCBI's taxonomy places the organism in Eukaryota, Metazoa, Chordata, Actinopteri, Characiformes, Serrasalmidae.
CGCGGCUCUCAGGCGGGAUGAGGCGGUUCUGGAGCUGCUUUAGUGCGAGUGUAGAUUCAGAGGAGCCGCUCGACAUUCUGGGUCUUUCUCCUCACUAAUCCACGCUUGUAAAGCUGUCCAACUGGUUUUCCCGUCUCUCCUCUGUGCUGUACUGAAACGGAGCAUCCUGCUCACAGCUCUCAGCAGGUGUAAAUUGGAGGUUUUCCUUUCUCCUUGUUCUUCUCCCUGUCCUGCCUGUGCUCUACACGACUCCACCCAGCAGCCACCGUCCUCCACACACUCACACACACAGCCACCAUCACCACCUGGAGCCCACCACUACCUGAGCAGCAGUAAGGAGUUACCUUCUCCCUCGUCCGGUUCUGAUGGCAGACGGUCGGCAGCCUGAGGACAGCGCCCCCCAGUGGGCAUCGCCUGGAGCCCAGGGGUCAGCCAGCCCAGUUGGUCAUGGGGAAAACGGCUUCUCCUACAGGGCGUGCCAGCCUGGCGGCGCCCACGCUGGCUCUGCUGCUUCAUACGCCAAAGAGAACGGCUUUAACGGGGAUUUGCCCUCAGGCCAUGCUGUUACUGCAGAGCAAGUCUCUGCGCGGAUUGUGCAGGAGGUGACGGCGGAGGCUGUAGCAGUGCUGAAGGGCGAGCAGGAGCUCCACCCGGACACCGCUGUCAGACUGCCCUCAGUGGAAGAUUCUGCUAAUCUGCCCCCAUCUCCUCCCCCCUCACCUGCAGCAGAGCACUUUGGUCCUCUGGAGCAAGAUGUAGGGGACGAGGAGGAGGCUGGGCCUCUCCACCGCUUCCAAAAUUCUCGGGAGAGGUGCAAGUUCCUCGCCCCCUCCAUCUCAGUCUCAGUGCCCGAGGAUGACCCCUACUACUCUGACGAGGAGUACUAUGACCACCCCUUAUUCAGCCCAGAGUGGACACUCUCUGGCGCACGGCCUUCAGGGCAGGCCGCUGCCUUUAGGCAGAUCGAAGAAGAGACCAUAGAGGCUCUCUCCGCAGCGGAGGAGGAAGAGGAGGACACUGCAGCAGCAGCAGCUUUAGAGGAGCAGGAGGAGCUGGAGGAGCAGUGGAGUGGGGAGGAGCCUGAGCAGGAACCCCCAUCCCAGCUCUUAGAACAGGCAGAGGUUGUAGGCGAGGCCCAGGCUUUGCCCUGUCCGCAGGCCGAAGUCCAGGCGCUUACUGCUGGCCCUGGAGCUCCUAACGGGAGCACCGAGGAGGCAGGGAGGGAAGAGAGCCCUGAGAAAGCUGUGAAGAUGGACACGGAAAAGCCAUGUGGAGAGCGGGCCGCACCAGUCGGCAUGGACUUCACUGAAUCCGAGGUGCACCCUGAUGAUCCUCCCACUUACCAGAGUCUUGUUCCUGAGAAAGACUUGCCAGAUACCCCGCUACCUGCUCCGUGUGACACCGAGGCUUUUGCCAUUCCCCCAAAUGGCCAGAGUCAUGCCAAAGAGCCCCAGGAACCUUCAGCUCAAAAGCCUGAUUUACAAAUCAGUGUUGAGAAACAGGCUUCUUCAGAUGCACCUGACUCCAGUAAGUCUCAAACACAUGGAGAGCAAUCACUAGUCGAAGCCAUGACUGCUGGAGACAAGCAGGUAGAAGCUACAGUGAGUGCCAAAACUCCAGAAGUGCCUGAAAAAGAGUCUCCUAGCUUAGAUAAAGAAGGAGAACAAACUAAGGACAAAUCUGGAAUGUCUGCUUAUUUUGAGACUACGACCCCAAAACCCGAUGAAGCCAGAGGCCAAGGAGAAGGUUAUUAUGAGCUCAGCGCUGCCUCAGAUGAAACUAAAGAUACUCCUGCCACUCCUUCACUCCCGGAAAUUAGUUACAGUACCCUAGCUCAGACACAGUCUAUGGAUGAAAAGCCUGCAAGUCAAAAGGGUACUGCAGAGGCACAAAUGGUCCUUCCACCAGCUGAAAAGGGGAGGGAUGAUUGCAGGCUCUCUCCUGGAAAACUAGCCCUGGAGCAAAGAAGCUAUUCCCUGAACAUCACGAUUGGCGCUAUGGAUCAGAGUGGAGGCCAAGGGCGGCCCAGGAACUUCUCCCCCUUAGCGACUGACAUCAUGUCUUACACUAGUGGAAGCCUCGACGAAUCCGCGGACUACCUUCCUGUCACAACUCCAUCAGUAGAGAAACUUCCCGCUUUCCCUCCACUGAUCCUGGAGACGUCAGCAUCUGUCACAACUCCAUCAUCCUCUCCCCCCCAUGAGACAGUGACCGAUGUCAAGACCUCAAGUCCUCAGACUGAGUCCCCAGAGUCUCCUCUCCCAUCAAAGUAUUACUAUAAAAAUGGAGCUAUCAUGGCUCCAGACCUGCCUGAAAUGCUGGACUUGGCAGGUACUCGAUCGAGGCUGAUGACGGAGAACAAUGACCCUGAGAUUAUGAGGAGGAAAUCAGUCCCUGCAGAUAUGCCAGCCCUUGUGAGUGACUCUUUAGCUCAUUUGUUUCAGGGUGACCAGAGUCACAGAAUUGCAAAAAGUGAGAGUCAGUUGGAGGAGCAGGGAUACUGCGUUUUCAGCGAGUACUCAGGUCCCAUGCCAUCUCCUGCAGAUGUGCACAGUCCAAUGGACUCCCCACCAACCCAAAUCUUCAACACAAUGAUAUCUGAGGAGAAGGAGCCAAGUCCAGCUGCAAGUGGACAGGAGAGUCCAUCUUCUAAGGAUGUGAAAGAGGAAAUUACCCCAGAACCAAAGGAAGAGAAGGAUACAAGAAAGGAACAAGGCCAGAAAGAUGACGUUGAGGCAGAGAAGCCAGAAAAACAAGGAGAAAUACUUGUUACUCCAACUGUGACAGUUACCUUGGAAGGAGCAAAGCCUGGUCUUGAUGCAGAGGCCAAACUUGCAGCUGAGCAAGAGGCUGAAAUAGCUGAUUAUGAGAGGCAAAUCCGCAAGCUAGAAAUGGAAGACAGGCCUUUGAGUGUAGAAGAGGAGCGGGAGCUCCAGGAGCUAAGAGAGAAAGUGAAGAAUAAGCCAGAUUUGGUGCACCAAGAGGCCUAUGAGGAGGUAGAUGCUGAGGAUGUGUACCAGCUCACUGGAGUGGCCAAGGACAGGAUUGCUAGACCAGUGAAACCAUCUCCAACAUCAUCAGUGGAGAGUGCUCCAGAGGAGGAGAAAGUUCAGGUUGUCACAGAGAAACCUAAACCAGUAGAAGAGACAGAGACUCUGAAAUCAGAGCCUACAAAAUUGUCUCCUGCUGGAUCUGUUGAGAAACCCACUGAAGAGAAGAAACCCUUAGAAGAACCUGUCAAAGUGAAAGAGAUUGCUGUUGAGAAAGAAACACAGCCAGAUCUUGUAAAGGCAGAGGAGACUCCCAUUUCUAGCACAGUGGCACAAGGUGCAGAAGAAGUAGAACUAGCUGAGGAGCCUGAAGAGUUCAUAGAGGAAGCAAAAACAGUUGAGCCUUCAGAUUUGACACCAAAGAAGGUUGAAACAGAGGAAGUAAAAGAGAAGGUUGAGACAGAAAAGAUUGAGAAAGAAAAGAUUGAGAAAGAAAAGAUUGAGACAGAAAAGAUUGAGACAGAAAAGGCUGAGAAAGAAAAGGCUGAGAAAGAAAAGGCUGAGAAAGAAAAGGCUGAGAAAGAAAAGGCUGAGGCAGAAAAGAUUGAGAAAGAAAAGAUUGAGACAGAAAAGAUUGAGACAGAAAAGAUUGAGACAGAAAAGAUUGAGACAGAGAAGGCUAAACCAGAAAAGAUUGAGACAGAAAAGGUUGAGGCAGAAAAGAUUGAGACAGAGAAGGCUAAACCAGAAAAGAUUGAGACAGAAAAGGUUGAGGCAGAAAAGAUUGAGACAGAGAAGGCUGAGCCAGAAAAGAUUGAGACAGAGAAGGCUGAGCCAGAAAAGAUUGAGACAGAAAAGGCUGAGCCAGAAAAGAUUGAGACAGAAAAGAUUGAGACAGAGAAGGCUGAGCCAGAAAAGAUUGAGACAGAAAAGUCUGAAACAGAGCAUGCUGAAGCAGAACUUGUCAAGGAUGAAGUUGAGGAGAAAGACGAAGAGAAAGAGCAAGAGGAAUUGAAAGGGGCAGGGGCGCCAGUAGAAGAAACCACAGAGCCUAGAGCUGCAAUUGAAUCUGUCGUCACAGUGGAAGAUGACUUCAUCACAGUGGUGCAGACCAUUGACGAACGAGAGGAACCUGGUCACAGUGUACGAUUCUCUGCUCCUCCUGAGGAAGAGCUGCCUCAGCUGCUCCAAGAGGAAGAGGACGAAGAAGAAUCUGUGGAAAUGGCACAAGAGGCAGAAAUGGAGGCUGCUAGCCUUGAGGAAGUCCCAGAUGUCCCAGAUGUCUCAGAAGCUGUUCAGACUCCUGUGUACCCUCCUAAGGAGGUGCCAGAGAGUGAGGGGCCCACUGAGAGCUAUGAUGACUACAAGGAUGAGACCACCAUUGAUGACUCCAUUUUGGACAGCUCUUGGGUGGACACUCAAGCAGAUGAUGAUAAGAGCAUGGCUACAGAGAAAAUCGAGCCUCCUCCAAUGAUGGAAAGCCCUGCUAAGAAGCCUCCCGCUGAGAAGCCAGUCAAGCAGAAGGCGAAAGGAGGCAGGGCUAAAGGAAGAGUCUCCACCCCGGAACGUAAGCCUGUGCGGAAGGAGCCCGUGCCGGUCCAAAAAGAGGAGAUGAAGAAGAAAAAAGCUGUGAUUAAGAAGGUUGAUCUCACAAAAAAAUCUGAAAAUCAGAGCCGCUCUCCCUCCCGGAAGAGUGUUUUAAAGGCCGCCGUAAGGCACCCUAGACCUACCCAACACCACGUCUGUGCUAAGCGGAAACCCACAGUGUCAGCAGAUGGACGGCAGCCCCUCAGUGCUGUGAGGCACUCCAGGGACAGGGCGUCUACCCCCAGCCCAACAUCACUAACAAAGAUACCCACCUCUAAAAUGCGGGCGUCGGCUCUUCUUCCACCCCGCCCCAACUCUGCCGGCUCCCUCAAUAAAAAGAGGCCGAUGGUGGGGGCGGAUCCCAGUGAGCCCCGUCCCUCCUCCGCAGGCCCGCAUGACUCUGCCUUACUUAACAGACAUUUAGGCAAGGAUGGAGGUUCACGGAGCCCGGAGAAGAGGUCGUCUCUGCCUCGGCCAGCGUCCAUCCUGACCCGCCGCUCGCAUACUGCCGAGCCCGAGGAGAGCUCCACUUCCAUCACCAGCUCCGGAUCCACAGCACCUCGCAGGCCCACGUCCUUCCGCACUGAGGUCAGAGCGGAGCACAGGACAGGCAGGUCCCCCAGUGUGACAGGUACAGAGUCGGCCCGUUCCCGUUCGGCCCGUAGUGGUACCUCCACGCCCCGUACUCCUGGCUCCACAGCCAUCACCCCCGGCACUCCACCCAGCUACUCCUGCCGCACCCCAGGCACUCCCCGCACCCCAGGCACCCCCAAGUCCCUCAGCCUGCUGUCUCAGGAGAAGAAGGUGGCCGUCAUCCGCACGCCCCCGAAAUCGCCCGCCACCACACCCAAGCAGCUGCGCGUCAUCAACCAGCCGCUGCCUGACCUCAAGAACGUCAAGUCCAAGAUCGGCUCCACUGAUAACAUCAAAUACCAGCCCAAAGGAGGCCAGAUUCAAAUUUUAAACAAGAAGCUGGACUUCAGUCACAUACAAUCAAAGUGUGGAUCCAAGGAUAAUCUGAAGCAUUCUGCCCAUGGAGGAAAUGUACAAAUUCAGUCCAAGAAGCUUGACCUUAGUCACGUGACCUCCAAAUGCGGAUCACUGGACAACAUCCGCCACAGGCCAGGGGGCGGAAAUGUGCGCAUUGAAAGUGUGAAGCUGGACUUCAAAGAUAAAGCCCAGGCCAAGGUGGGCUCUCUGGACAAUGCCCACCAUGUGCCAGGGGGAGGACAUGUACUGAUCGAAAGCCACAAACUGACGUUCCGUGAGUCGGCCAAGGCGCGAGUGGACCACGGGGCGGAGAUUGUGAUCCAGUCGCCCGGCCUUUCGGGCGGCACCUCGCCCCACCGCCACAGCCACAUGUCCUCAUCUGGCAGCAUCAACCUGCUGGAGUCACCGCAGCUGGCAACGCUGGCUGAGGAUGUGACCGCUGCCCUGGCCAAACAGGGACUGUGAAACCCCACCCAUUAUCCCCAGCUCCAAGACACCCAGCUACAGCUACCACUCAGCUAUCUCCUUCCCUCUGUCUCCAAGGGGGGAAAUUAUAAAGCAGGAUUUCUCAGCUAGAUAACUAAGGAACACAUUGUUUUUCAGCCUAGUCUUUAUCUGUUGCAUUGUUACCCCUGACAGUUAUUUCGACACUGCUGUACUUAGAAAACAACACAAAACUAGCCUAGCAGACUUAUAAUAGAAGCCAAUGGGAGGUUGCACCAUUUAGUGGGGUACCUGCCCACUGGCUUCUGUUAUAACUGUGUUUAAAGUCAAUGUUUUUUCUGUUAUCUAUAGUAAUCAACUCUAUAUUACAGAAGAAAAGGAUGGAGAUUAAGUUGAAAAAUGCUGGAAUGUUCCUUUAGCCCCAAAACGUCCAAAAAGAGUGAAGCUAAUCCUGGACAAUCCAAGAAUUUGGCUCAAGUUAUCCAGCAAUACUGAGACAUCCUGCUUUGUGAAUCACCCCCGACCUACAGUAGUCUCCUCUAGUGGUGUAGUAGUGGUGGGCAGCAGCCCUCUGACCGUUUCUGAAAGACUUGCACCCACUCCCCAUCCCAUCCACAUCACACACUUUAUCUGUCGACUCAACAACAGCAACCUCCUGGAGCUGGACUGGACUUUAUCUAGGAAAGAGGAUAAGUGGGAAGAAGAUGUGGAUCAAUGUUUGGAGUUUUAUUUGAUUUUGUUGGAUUGUUUUUGUCUAAAAGUACCUAUUACUUAGCUUAGAGAGGUACCAGUGCUUUUAUUCUCCCUGUUUACUGUGUGAGUGGCUCUUUAAUUUGAUUUUUUUACAGUCGUGUACAGAUACUGAUCUCCGAUCAGGCUUAGCUAUUGGUACGCAUUAGGAAGAGAGCACCAGGGGCUUUUUCUACAAUGGACAGGAGGUCACCUGACCAUUCCAUGCAGCAUUAUUUUACGCAGUUCAGUGCAUGGGGUCUGAAAACACACGCAUCCCGAAAGCGACCUAAAUAUGCUCACCCAGCCAUCGAUACGACUACGAUGUAUGUUAAUAUAUGUAUAAUUACACCGAUUAUUUGUCAGCAGCAUCUUAAAAAAAACACAUAUAGAAAACAUUACACCUUCUAUAACUUGUAUCUGUACAAUUGCAUUAUUGCAAGUAAAAAAAAAAAGAAAAAAAUUAGAAUAUGGUAUGAUGAGCAUGUGUCAAUUCUAGGACAAAAAGAAGCUAUUUUCUAUUUCAAACGAAAGGAUUUUAGUAAGUUAUUUGCCGAAAUCAUUGGAUAAAAUGAGCAUUUCAUGUUUUAUAGAUAUUAGUGACAACGAUGUUACGCUUGUUAAUAAUUUCAGAUGACUGUGUUGCCAUUGCCCAGGGGUCCAAGCACGUAAAUGCGAGAACACUGCGUAUUCAGAAAAGGAGUAAUUGAACUGGAUUUUGGACGACAUCUGUUCAGUAUUACACCAUGAAUGAAACAGUAUGUGCCCUAAAACGCUAAUGCAGAUGAUCGGAAAGCUCCUGGUGGGCACGUCGGAACGCUUAAAGAUGAAAACGUCGGCUCUUUUUAGUGCAGAAAGCCAGUGGCCACUGUCUACGUACUUCAGACUGCACAUGGUCCCUCUGGGCACGCGGCUGUAUGAGCAGCUUUGUGGACAGAGCUGUGGUUCUUAUUUAAUUAUUCAUUGUAGGGAGCAGCUACUCUGGACCGUCAGUCAGACCCUCCGUACUCUGCCGUGUUCGACUUUAGAUGCUUAGGUUUGCUUUACAUGUAAACUUAGGAGGUGGUAAAAGAGACAAAACAACACAAAAAAGAAAAAAGCUACAAAAAAUCCUCAAUAAGAAAGGUUUCAAAAAAAAGACAAACUCACUCAUCUCGCAACAGUUUGAUAAAAGUGCUCCUGUAUAUUUUUUCCGUCGUCAUUUGUGGCAUCCCUUUCUCUUCCCCCCAGAGCUCCUGUUGUUUGUUGGCUUCUGUGUUUUUCUGCACCCCCUUUUGACCCCCCCCCUCCCUCUCCCUCCCACAGCAACUGUAAAUCUAUUUAAAAAGUCCUGUAGAUGUAUGCAGUUUUUCUCCUGUUGAUGAUACGGAUUACAAAUGCUCUUAACGACAAUAAAAACAAAAUGGCCAAAAAUGAAAAA